This is a messenger RNA of Tripterygium wilfordii, 2172 nucleotides long. RefSeq names its product heat stress transcription factor A-2b-like. The transcript has 2 exons. Lineage: Eukaryota; Viridiplantae; Streptophyta; Magnoliopsida; Celastrales; Celastraceae. The coding region runs from base 437 to 1966 and encodes 509 amino acids. Gene Ontology annotation, cellular component: nucleus. Gene Ontology annotation, biological process: regulation of transcription by RNA polymerase II. Gene Ontology annotation, molecular function: DNA-binding transcription factor activity; RNA polymerase II cis-regulatory region sequence-specific DNA binding. The record is from RefSeq and is a predicted model, not a curated record.
CUAAAAGAUAUAUUCUAUAACUGGUUCCAGAGAGAUUCCAACUGACAAAAAUAUCUGGCGCGAAAUCCGGCCCCACCUGAUCCUCAUCCUUGUUAGCGAGAACCACAAAGCAAAUACAGUCGUCCAAUUACCAGGAAACGUCCUAAAUUCUUAACUAAAAUCAGUUUUUCUUUACAUUCAAUCUGCAGCGAGUCCUCGUUGAAUCCUCUGGCUCGAAUGGCUCGAACCAUGACGCGUUGUUGCCGCGGCCGUAGAAGACGAAGACAGAACCCACCGCCUCUGUGUCUGCAGAUAUUUUUCCAACAGUUAGUCGGCGAAACUACCAGACCCGCUUAUAUAAACCCCAAUACCGCUCCCUCCCCGAUAAUUUCAUACUCUUUUAGUUACCGAACAAAACCCAAAACCCCAUUUCGAUUGUUGUAACAUUUCUAUCGGAAUGAAUCCCGGAGACAAAGAGUGCAGUAGAUCUCCGCCUAAACCGGACCCUGACAUCGUUGAAUUUACUUCGACCCAACCGGUGACGACGCCGUUUUCUUCACCGCCAUUGAAGGAUUCUCUGUUUAUUGACUCUACAUUGAUGGAAUUCGAGGCGUUCACGACGAGCCCAUCGGGCGGCGAGCGGGCUCGGGUAACUAUUGGUGGGUCGGAGGAGAACAUCGGGGUGCCGCAGCCGCUUGAAUGCUUGCAGGGGAACCCGAUACCGCCUUUUCUGUCUAAGACUCUCGAUUUGGUGGAGGAUCGAUCCUUGGACCCGAUAAUCUCCUGGGGACCUACGGGGGAGAGCUUCGUGGUCUGGGACCCUGUGGAGUUCGCGAGGCUUGUACUGCCAAGGAAUUUCAAGCACAACAAUUUUUCCAGUUUUGUGCGCCAGCUUAAUACUUAUGGGUUCCGCAAGACUGAUCCUGAGAGAUGGGAGUUUGCCAAUGAAGCAUUUCAACGUGGCAAGAGGCAUCUGCUGAAGAACAUACAAAGGCGCAAGUCACCUCAAUCCCAGCAGGUGGGGAGCUAUCUUGGGCAUUUUUCAGAGACAGAGAAGCUUGGAUUGGAAGGGGAUGUAGAGAGACUGAGAAAGGAGAGGAGUACGAUGAUGCAGGAGGUUAUAGAACUGCAACAGCAAAACCAAGGGACAGUCCAACAUGUGAAAGUAGUAAAUCAGAGGCUUCAGGCAGCAGAGCAGAGACAGAAGCAGAUGCUUUCAUUCUUGGCAAAGUUGUUUCAGAACCCAGAUUUCUUGGCCUGCCUUUGCCAAAAGAAAGAACAGGGAAGUCUUGGUUCUCCUAGGAUGAGGAGGAAGUUUGUUAAACACCAGAAACAUGGACCAGGCCAAUCAGAUGCAUUCUUGGAAGGGCAGGUUGUGAAGUACAGUCCCGAGGGGCGAAACCUUCCCAUGUCUCCUAUGCUCCCAGAUUUCAAUCCAUUUGCUGUCAAAGAAUCACCUGAAGUUUACUUACAAGGUACAGACAGGAUGGGUUCUGGCGCAGAAAGCAAUCCGUAUCAAAUUGAGAAUGUUGCAUCAGAUGAACUAGCCAUGCAAGGGGAGUUACAGGUACAGCAGGGAUAUAUGCAAACCCAAGAACCCUUUAAAGAAGGAACGCCAAGUUUUGGAAAUGAAGAUCCAAAUUUUGAAGGAAACAAUGUGAUGAGCUCAGAACAAGAAUUUAGUCCCGAGUAUUUUGUCAAUUUUCCGGAGGAAUUGGCAAAAGAGAAACAUUUUCCUGAAUUCUCAUCUCCUGGAACUGAAAGCAUCAUCAAACAAGAGGAUGUAUGGAGCAUGGGUUUUGACACCGGUGCUGGUAUGUCUAAUUCCAGCACUGAGUUAUGGGAUAAUCUUGUUAGCUACGAUAUGCUUGAGUUGGGGCUGACCAGCGGGCUAACAGAUAUCUGGAAUUUAAGUCCCAUACAAGCAGCAGGAGGUGCAGACAUUGACAAAUGGCCAGCUGUUGAAAACCCCUUCAAUGAACAGUGAGAGCCAUUCUGGCCAGCAAAAAAGAUGCUAUAUCCAAGACUACAGAUCCAUAGGGCAGCAUUAGCUUUGGCACUUGCUACCCGUUUGAAUUUCAGUUAUUCUAGGUUAAUGGGAUCAAUCCACUGAACGUUUGUUAUAAUAUAUGGUUGAUUCUUCUCUGAUUAAAGAAUUUCAGUUGUUGAGCGAACCGUGCUAUCUUAUAAGGU